AUGUCGGGCAUCGAAGACUUGCUUUCCCCUCAAUAUCCGGGUGAUGACACUCGACCAACCAGUAAGCGAGAAAUCACAGCUUGGUACAGCUAUGGAUGGGCCGCGGAAGUGUUCGUUGUGUGUGCGAUGGGAUCCUUCCUUCCCAUAACGCUGGAGCAAAUGGCUCGCGACAACGGACAUCUUGCUGACGACAAGACCCGGCCAUGUCAGGCUAGCCACAUAAGUACCUUCUCCGCCGACCUCCUAAUGAGUCGGUCGAAUCAAUGUGUUGUCGAUUUGCUCGGACUGGAGAUCAAUACCGCAAGCUUUGCGAUGUAUACCUUUUCACUUAGCGUGCUUAUUCAAGCGCUACUCAUUGUUACAAUGUCUGGUGCUGCAGAUCACGGCAGCUAUAGAAAGUCUCUAUUGAUACUGUUCGCAUGCGUCGGGUCCAUAGCAACAAUGCUGUUCAUUGCAGUACAGCCUCAGAUCUAUGUCUUUGCGGCGAUUCUGGCAAUCAUCGCGAAUACAUGUUUUGGAUCAUCGUUCGUCCUUCUCAACUCGUUCCUGCCACUCCUCGUUCGGCAUCAUCCUGCAAUGUUGCGCAAGGUCGUCGAACCACCAAGUAUGCAAGUUACUAAUGACGAACUCGAUGCUGCUACCCCUCACGAUAUCAACACACCGUUACUUCAAACUUCCCAAGUCCCGGCUGAAGCCCCCCCUUUACGUAGCAGUUAUUCAGAUGACCCAGAACAAUCGACUACCGCUUUGCGUCUUUCUACACGAAUCUCUGCUAACGGCAUGGGGAUAAGCUACAUCGGAGCUCUCUUGCUACAGGUAAUCUGUAUCAUUGUUGUGCAAUUCACGCAUCAAACUACGUUCUCAUUUCGUCUGGUUAUGUUUUUGAUUGGUCUUUGGUGGUUUACCUUCACUAUACCUUCUAUGCUAUGGCUACGGCCUCGACCCGGCCCUCCGCUGCCACCGCCGAGCGACGGGAAGACCACUCGCACCUGGCUUGGCUACAUGUCGUUCUCGUGGAAAUCUCUUGCUAGAACAAUCAUGCGAGCUCGGCGUCUCAAGGACGUUGCGUUAUUUCUUGCAGCUUGGUUCCUCCUCAGCGAUGGAAUUGCGACGGUUAGCGGAACCGCUAUUCUCUUUGCAAAAACCGAACUUCAUAUGCAACCUGCAGCACUCGGCUUGAUCAGCGUUAUUGGGACACUCUCAGGAGUUGUAGGUGCGUUUGCUUGGGGGUUUCUCUCACGGCAUUUCAAUCUUCGUGCCCAGUAUCCAAUCAUUGCCAGUGUACUUUUGCUUGAAAUCAUCCCAUUAUACGGCAUGCUAGGCUUCAUUCCGGCAAUCAAGAGACUGGGGUUCCUGGGGUUGCAACAGCCUUGGGAAGUAUACCCUAUGGGCGCCAUCUAUGGUCUUACAAUGGGGGGUUUGUCAGCAUACUGCCGAAGUCUAUUUGGCGAGCUCAUCCCUCCGGGAUACGAAACGGCAUUUUACGCUCUAUACGCGAUCACUGACAAAGGUUCGAGUGUGUUCGGUCCUGCGAUUGUCGGCGCAAUUACCGAUCGUUAUGGUGAGAUCAGACCCUCCUUUGUCUUUCUAGCCAUUUUGAUUUUCCUCGCCGUGCCCCUAAUGCUCUGUCUGGACGUGGAGCGGGGGAAACGGGAUGCACUGGCUCUCGCAGAAGAUUUAGACGAUCAACAUCACGAGUCAUAG
Messenger RNA from Talaromyces marneffei, 1704 nucleotides. RefSeq lists its product as uncharacterized. Gene Ontology annotation, biological process: amino acid transmembrane export from vacuole. Lineage: Eukaryota; Fungi; Ascomycota; Eurotiomycetes; Eurotiales; Trichocomaceae. The transcript has 2 exons. Bases 1 to 1704 code for a protein of 567 amino acids. Gene Ontology annotation, molecular function: transmembrane transporter activity. The record is from RefSeq and is a predicted model, not a curated record.